This is a messenger RNA of Onychomys torridus (southern grasshopper mouse), 1525 nucleotides long. It is a transcript of the gene Med18, whose product is annotated as mediator complex subunit 18. Gene Ontology annotation, molecular function: transcription coregulator activity. The transcript is spliced from 3 exons. Gene Ontology annotation, biological process: regulation of transcription by RNA polymerase II; termination of RNA polymerase II transcription. Gene Ontology annotation, cellular component: core mediator complex; mediator complex. Bases 433 to 1059 code for a protein of 208 amino acids. The record is from RefSeq and is a predicted model, not a curated record. NCBI's taxonomy places the organism in Eukaryota, Metazoa, Chordata, Mammalia, Rodentia, Cricetidae.
AUUACAGAUGCGCCCCGAUAGGACCAGCUUUUAUUUCUUUAUGUUUGGAAACGGGGCCUUCCUGUGUAGCCCUAGGUGACUUCACCUGUUUUGAAUUUAGUUGUAUGUCGGUUGUUUCGUUUGAGCCUCGUAGCUGGGGGAGGAGGGUCUGGGUGGUUAGAUGCCCCUGGUCUUAUUUAAGAAGACAGACAGUUCCAGAACAAGAGGUUGCGCAGCUGCCUCAAGAUUACAUAGGAAACUUCUAGAGGGUUCAGAACUUGAGGCUGGGAUGGUUAUGCCGUAUCUCCGUGGCCAGAACUCUUUGUUUCUGGCCAUCCGUUCUUGGAACUGGCUGUAUAAACAGAUGUCCAAAGAUCUGAAUGCGUGUGUCCCGUGCCUCUGAUUGGAAGAUCUGUUUCCAGUUCUGUCGUCUCGGACCUAAUUAGAGACAUCAUGGAGGCCCCACCAGUCACCAUGAUGCCAGUCACUGGGGGCACCAUUAACAUGAUGGAGUACCUCCUGCAGGGAAGUGUUUUAGACCACAGUUUGGAAAGUCUCAUCCAUCGCCUUCGCGGUUUGUGUGACAACAUGGAGCCCGAGACUUUCCUCGAUCACGAGAUGGUAUUCCUCCUUAAGGGCCAGCAGGCCAGCCCAUUUGUUCUAAGGGCGCGGCGCUCCAUGGACAGGGCAGGGGCACCCUGGCACCUGCGUUACUUGGGACAGCCAGAAAUGGGAGACAAGAACCGCCACGCUUUGGUGCGCAACUGUGUGGACAUUGCCACAUCUGAGAAUCUCACAGACUUCUUGAUGGAAAUGGGCUUCCGCAUGGACCAUGAGUUUGUCGCCAAAGGACACUUGUUCCGUAAGGGCAUCAUGAAGAUCGUGGUGUAUAAGAUUUUCCGAAUCCUGGUCCCAGGGAAUACAGACAGCACAGAGGCCCUGUCGCUCUCCUAUCUUGUAGAGUUAAGUGUGGUCGCACCAGCUGGCCAGGACAUGGUCUCUGAUGACAUGAGGAACUUUGCGGAGCAGCUCAAACCUCUGGUUCACCUGGAAAAAAUAGACCCCAAAAGGCUUAUGUGAUUAAGAAGGUCUGUCCUCACCUGGGAGGUGAAAGGCCUCCGGAGUACCCCAGUUCUGUUGCCAGGCUGACUGACUCCUUUCAGGAAGAUGGGUGGUGAGAAUUUGGUUCCCUUGAACGGUUUCCUUCAUGUGGGGAUUUCUUUUUUUUCUCUUUUGGUGACAGGGUCUUACCAUGUAGCCCUGGCUCACCUGGAACUCACUACAUAACUAGCUAGCCUGCAACUUAGUUCCCCUAUGUGUCUGCCUAAGUGCCUGCGUUAAAGGAUCUCCUUACCAAGUUUCAUUUCCUCGACAGACUUUUCCAAAUAAAGACCCAGGAUAGCAUGGAGAUUUGUUCAAGUCCUGUCUCUAGUCAAAGAAAGGAACUGGAACGUACUAGCUUUUCAGAGGAAGAUGUCAAAAGCAACCCUGAUCAUUGUUUUGCCUUUUUUUAAAAAAAAUUCUUAUAUUUAUUUUUUGUUGUCUU